AUGUUGCGGCCAGGUGUGCCUGUAGUCAUUGUAGCAGUGUUUGUCUUUGGAUGGCAGUUGAGGUGUUAUUUGGUGCUGCCUGCCUCGCAGUUCCAGCACAUUCUAAAUGAUUCUGGGCGGACCUGCAAGGCCUAUGAAGGCCAUGCUGGUCAUGAACUGUCCUUGCUCUCUCCCAAGCGGCGUGGAAUGAUUCUGGCAGAGUUUUCCAAGAAGCAGCUGGCGCAGCUGCAUCCACACGCCACAAUCGAAGAGCCUACCCGACAAAAUCCUUGCAACGGGCCUCAUGGGUCAGCUUCACAGGCAGGGUAUCACUUCAGUGUGGAUGGCCGCAAAAUAGUUUGCAGAAGUGCACAGAUGACCUGGAGGAGGUCGGAGAAACUUUGGAUAGCACACUUUCGGGGUGUGAAACUGCAAUGGCCAUAUGUCCGGAAUCGCGCACCAUUUGACGAUCUGUAUCUCACAAUCUUCAGCCCAGACAGCUUGCACGUCAUCAAGCAUGAUCUUCAGACAGGAGUCUCAUCAAACGGUCUCCGAACAGGAAGGGAUGGUCACUAUAUCCGUGUCCAAGGCGUGCGUGGGCAAGAAUGCUGGCAAACCGCAAGGUCGCAAAUUCUGGACAAAUUCCUGGCUUCAAGUCAGUGCGAACUUGUGGCUCACAUAGAUUUAUCAGCCACGGAAGUGCACUCCUGGUUCCAAAAGCAACUGGAAGGGAUGGCGGCGCUCCAGGACCACGAAUACAAGGGGGUGCCACUGAAUCAUAUGACGCCUGAGCUCCGUGGCUUGCGAAUCGAGCAGAUUGCUUUUGAAGUGGAUCAAAUCCUUCAUCCCAAUUGCUCAUUUUCACGAGCUUCUUCCAAAGUAGACUGGGUUCGUGGAGGUGUGAAAGUGGAAGUCAAGCACGGGCAGAUGUGUUUCAACAAAGGCGGUAAGUCUUGGAAAUGCUCUUUCUCGAACAUCCAGUGUGCAAGCAGUGGAGUUCGUGCACGUGAUAUGUUUGAUGAACUGUGGCUUGCAAUUUAUAGCCCCUUCGGCAUUCAUAUUCUGAAACAUCCUGGUGGCAACGUCCAUUUGUCCCUCAGUGGUUUGAAAGUAGCGAUUUCUGGAAAAGACAUGCAUGUCCUGGGCGGCCAGAAUGUGAUUGAUGUCAGGAAAGCCCUAGACAAAAUGCUCAAAAAAAUGGAGACUUGGGGCUGUGAGCCUCUUGCAACAAUUGUUUGGUGA
Molecule: messenger RNA, 1221 nt
Organism: Durusdinium trenchii
Lineage: Eukaryota; Dinophyceae; Suessiales; Symbiodiniaceae
Source: the annotation of a GenBank genome assembly